GACACAGGACUAUAAAUUCCUGUCACAUGGAAGCAGCAAGAAUUGGGAAUUGGGAGUUUCAUUUUCAUUAAUUUUUAUUUCUCCCCUUUUCUCAAUGCUUUUCUUAAUGUUGAAUCCUUCACAAAUCGUCAAGAGUUAGCCCACCCAGAACAACAACGCGUUUCAGCUGGCCACACACAUUCUUAAUUUUUUUGGCUGGCCUAUAGUAAAAACUCAUAUCAAUGUCCUCAAGAACGUUGAGGAGAAGACUCCAUCAUGGGGAUGUUGAUGGCAAAAGGCAGGAGCAUUUGGAGACUUCGGGAUUAGAUUCGUUGAGUGAGCCCUUGCUGGCAGAUGAUGAUUAUAUUGAGAAUAAGAAGAUAUGUACUCUUGAAGAUCUAUGGGAUGAUGAGAGGAAGAAGGCCCAGUUUCAUUGGACAUUCAUAUUCUCAAACCUCAUUGCACAAUGGGCACAGUGGUUAGCAAAUGUUGUACUAGGAUCUGGAUCUAUUCUUGGGCGUCUUCUAUCUUUUCCUUCUGCUGCUUUAAACAUGCAAAACAAUAGGAUGCUUCCUCCAUCUCUAAGCCCUCUGCAGGAAGACAGGCUAAGAAACCUACGGCAACGGCUUGAAGUCCCCUUUGAUGGUUCUAAAGCAGAGCACCAAGAUGCACUUAAAUUAUUGUGGAAAUUGGCUUACCCUGACAGGGAGCUUCCUUCGCUUAAAUCAGACCUUUGGAAGGAAAUGGGAUGGCAAGGUUCAGACCCUUCAACAGAUUUUAGGGGUGGAGGAUUUAUUUCAUUAGAGAAUCUCAUCUUCUUUGCGAUGAAGUAUCCUGAUUCAUUCCAGCGAUUAUUGCAUAAACAAGAUGGAACCAGAGCUGAGUGGGAAUAUCCAUUUGCAGUAGCUGGAAUCAAUAUUUCUUUUAUGUUAGCACAGAUGCUGGAUCUUCAAGCAGGGCUUCCAUCUUCUUCGUCUGGAAUUCAUUUUCUCAAAUUGCUUGAAGAGGAUGAAAUGGCAUUUGAUAUCCUUUUUUGUGUAGCCUUUCAAAUGAUGGAUGCUCAGUGGCUAGCCAAGCGUGCGACAUAUAUGGAAUUUAAUGAUGUUUUGAAGUCCACAAGAACGCAGUUAGAGCGUGAGCUUGCUCUUGAAGACAUUUCCAGCGUGAAAGAUUUACCUGCUUACAACAUGUUGAGAUGAUUUGACGAUUGCCUUUCAGUUCAACAUUUCUCUUUGUUUUGUUUUUUUUCUCUUUUGGCAGAGAAUGUUACAUGAAAUGUAUCUAUAAAGCAUUUGUCAUUUUAUCUCUAUAAAGAAACGUGAAAAUCAAGUGAUAGUGGGAUCGCAAAUAUCAGAUCAAUCUUUUCUGCUGAUUUCCAUCAGCUUUGUAUUUAAGCGUGUCUUAGCAUUUAGGAAAUUCUUCAUAAAAUUUGUCGUCGCAAUAAUUACCAUAAUUCAAGUCUAUCAUACCAAGUUCCAAGUUU
Messenger RNA from Glycine soja, 1462 nucleotides. Its product is annotated as ELMO domain-containing protein A-like. NCBI's taxonomy places the organism in Eukaryota, Viridiplantae, Streptophyta, Magnoliopsida, Fabales, Fabaceae. Bases 222 to 1178 code for a protein of 318 amino acids. The record is from RefSeq and is a predicted model, not a curated record. The transcript is spliced from 10 exons.